AUUUUCUCGCGAAACAGAUAAAUUUACAAAGGGAGAGAAAAUCGCGGAGGAAACAAAAAAAAGAGAAAAAUGGCCCUUCUGUGAUUAUUCUCUAUAAUUUCUAGAUAGAGAGAGAGAGGAAAAAGAUUAGUCUUUUUAUUAUUUUUUUUUUUAAUUUUGCUCUUGAAAGAAAAAGAAAAAAAUAAAGAAUAAUAAUAAUACGUUCUCGCCAUUUGCGCCAUUGAUUAAUUCAAGUGCGUAGAAGUAGAGGUAAACCACACAACUUGCUGCUUCUUCUGCAUUUCAAAGCUCUGAUUUUUUCUCUAUGCAAAACUAAACUCUUUUGAUGCAAGUCAAUUAUUGUAUUUUUUUUUUUCCCCAUCCUAAAACUUUGAUGGUAAACCUACAACAACAAAGCUUUGAUCUUUUAGGGUUUUCUAGAGUGUGGUGAUUCAGUAAACUGCAUUAUUUAUCCGUGGUCCAAAUUUCGAUCUGAUCUCCGGUGGUGAGCAAAAAAGAAGAAAUGGGUGAUACAGAGAAGUGUAGUAACACCACUGAUCAUAUGAUCCAGAGACUUCACUCUUCUUUCGGCACCUCUUCUUCUUCCACUCCCAAACAUGCUACUGCCCCCAUUCAUCAUCAUCAGCAGCAGCAGCAGCAGCUCGAUUUAAACCCUAAUUUCCUCCGCUCUUCUACUACUCCUACUAGUCCUCAAUUCCCCCAAUUCUCCAAGCCUUUCAGUGACUGUGCCAAACGAAUCGGUGUUCCUCCCUCUCACCCUAACUUAAUCCCACCACCGACUUCUCCCUUUUCUCAGAUCCCCACCUCCCGACAACCCGCUUCUCUCCAUUCUCAUUCACGCUCGUUGUCUCAGCCCAACUCUUUCUUCUCCUUCGAUUCUUUGCCUCCUUUAAGCCCUUCUCCCUUCCGCGAUUCUCUCUCCGCCGCGCAACUACCAGAUCACGAUGUCUCCAUGGAGGAUCCUGAUUCCGCCGGCUUUUCUUUGCCUCCUUCAUCUCCCUUCACCAGGUGUAAUAGCUCCACCUCUUCUACCUCCUCCGUAAGAGCCGGUGAGAGUCUACCUCCCAGGAAGUCUCAUAGACGCUCCAGCAGUGAUAUUCCCAGCGGCUUUAAUAACUCCAUGAAUUCGCUGCCUUUGAUCCCUCCAAGACCUUUGGAGAGGUCUUUUUCUGGUGGGGAAUGUGCUGAUUGGUCAAAGUCGGCUCCUUUUGUCAAGAAGGAAUCAAGCUGCGAUAGGGAAGGCGUCGGAGACAGAGAAGCCAUGGAUGAUCUCUUCUCUGCAUAUAUGAAUCUUGAAAACAUUGAUGUAUUGAACUCCUCCGAAGCUGAGGAUAGCAAGAACGGAGGAGGUACUAAUGAGAAUCGGGAUGAUAUGGACAGCAGCAGGGCAAGCGGAACCAAGACUAAUAAUGGUAGUGAUACGGAAGGAGAGAGCAGCAGCGUGAACGAGAGUGCCAAUACAGGAGUCAAGAGAAGAGCCGCCGGAGGAGAUAUUGCUCCUACCACCAGACAUUACAGGAGUGUUUCUGUCGACAGCUGUUUCAUGGAGAAGUUGUCUUUCGGUGACGAAUCACUCAAGCCGCCUCUUUCUCCCGGUACUAUCUCACGGAAAGUUUCCCCUACUAACUCGGUUGAUGGGAAUUCGGGUGCUGCUGCGUUCAGCAUUGAGUUUAAAAACGGUGAAUUUACUGCUGCGGAAUUGAAGAAGAUCAUGGCUAAUGAUAAACUAGCAGAGAUGGCCAUGUCUGAUCCUAAGCGUGUCAAAAGAAUCUUGGCAAACCGUCAGUCAGCAGCACGAUCAAAGGAGAGGAAGAUGCGGUACAUAGUUGAAUUGGAGCACAAAGUUCAGACUCUUCAGACCGAGGCUACUACAUUGUCUGCUCAGCUCACGCUUUUGCAGAGAGAAAUGAUUGGGCUGACAAAUCAGAACAAUGAGCUCAAGUUCCGUCUUCAAGCAAUGGAGCAACAAGCGCGUCUUCGUGAUGCUCUGAACGAAGCACUGAAUGGGGAAGUCCAGCGACUGAAACUGGCAAUCGGUGAGACCAGCCACAACGGAUCUGAGAGAUCAAAGAUGCAAUCACUCAACGCAGAGAUGUUCCAGCAACUCAACAUCAGCCAGUUAAGACAGCAGCCACAACAGUCUUCGCAGAACCAGAAUGGAACUAUGGCGUUGGCAACAAAACCUGAAUCUAAUGAAUAGAGCAGACAAGUUGUUGCGGUGGUGGUUGGAGUUUUUAGUUUUGAAGUUACAUAUCAAAAGCAAACAUUAUAUUUUUAUUUAUGUGCAGAGUCAGUUGAAUUUACACAUAUAUAUAUAUAUAUCAUAUAAGGCGCAAGUCCAAGAGAUUUAAUUUUACAGUAUGUUAUUUUAGAGAGAAAAAAUUCAAUUUAUGGUAGAUAUGUCCUGGUCAUAUAUAUGUAAUGGAUGUAAACUCAAAGACUCGAAAAUAAUAGAUGCUGAAAACUUGUACUCUUA
Messenger RNA from Camelina sativa (false flax), 2476 nucleotides. Its product is annotated as bZIP transcription factor 29. Gene Ontology annotation, cellular component: nucleus. Gene Ontology annotation, molecular function: DNA-binding transcription factor activity. The record is from RefSeq and is a predicted model, not a curated record. Gene Ontology annotation, biological process: regulation of DNA-templated transcription. NCBI's taxonomy places the organism in Eukaryota, Viridiplantae, Streptophyta, Magnoliopsida, Brassicales, Brassicaceae.